AUGGCAGACGAUAGGACACCGCUCGUCCAAGGUACUCCAGCUCAUUUCCUGCACCACGCCGGUUCUUCCCGGCUACCCCAGACCAUCGCGCAUCGGGGCUUCAAGGGCAGCUAUCCGGAGAACACGCUCAUUGCCAUAGAUGGUGCGAUCCGUGCAGGCAGCCAUGCUAUCGAGAUUGACCUCCAUCUUACCCGAGAUGGAGUCGUAGUAUUGUCGCAUGAUAAAACUCUCGAGCGCUGCUUCGGGAUCAAGAAGAAUAUCAUCGACUGCGACUGGAGCUAUAUCCAGACCCUGCGGACCCUCGCGGCACCGCAUGAGCCCAUGCCGCGAUUAGCGGAUGUCCUCGAAUACCUGGUGCAACCGGGCCGGGAGCAAAUCUGGGUGAUGCUGGAUAUCAAGCUGGACAACGAUCCUCUCGCCAUCAUGAAAGGCAUCGCGGAGACCAUCCAAUCCGUGCCCAUCCGCACCGUAGACUGGCAUCGCCGCAUCAACAUCGGCUGCUGGUCCGCCCGGUACCUGCCACUGUGCCAGCGGUAUUUGCCCCGAUAUGCGAUCACUCUGAUCUGCUGGAACGUGAGCUAUGCACGCCAGUUCCUCCAAGUGCCGCGCAUUGCCUUUAGCAUCAAUCAAAAAGUUUUGAUCGGCCCGUUGGGCAACGGCUUCCUUGAGGAAGUGCGAGCGGCACGCAGACGCGUCUAUGUGUGGACGGUGAAUGCUCCGGCCCUGAUGCGCUGGUCGAUUCACCAUGAGGUCGACGGAGUCAUUACCGACCAUCCAGACCGGUUCCGGGAGGACUGCAAACAGUGGGAAGAGCAUCUCACGAGUGAUUCUCCAUCCAAACACGACCCAGCCCUGGAUCGACUCUCGCUGAAACAGCGUGUGGAGAUUCUCGUAGUGGCGUUGUAUGUGGUCGUAUUCGGCUGGUUCUAUCAGAAGAACUUUCCCGCCGUGGAGCGGGUGCAGUUCGAGGAGCACAAACUCGAGUAA
This is a messenger RNA of Penicillium lagena, 987 nucleotides long. RefSeq names its product glycerophosphodiester phosphodiesterase. The coding region runs from base 1 to 987 and encodes 328 amino acids. Gene Ontology annotation, biological process: lipid metabolic process. Lineage: Eukaryota; Fungi; Ascomycota; Eurotiomycetes; Eurotiales; Aspergillaceae. The record is from RefSeq and is a predicted model, not a curated record. Gene Ontology annotation, molecular function: phosphoric diester hydrolase activity. The transcript is spliced from 4 exons.